GCAAGUACCAAACACGAUCCAAUCAAACAUGCUCAGCCAGUCCUAUUUUGGAAACUGGUAAAUACACGGUUGUUUGAGUUUUAGAUGACGAUUUAGUCCGUGAGGGGAGUGGGCAUACCAGUAUAAAGGGACUUUGCCGGCGUCUUUAAGCACUUGUGUCAUUUUUUGCUGGACGGAGGCCGGUCGAAGUCCGCUAGUCAUCUUGCAAGAAAAAAAUUCUUUGUGGAACUAAUUCCCAGGAUGAUGAAGCUGCUACUCCUGGUGAGCGUGGCCUGCCUCUUUGUUGUUGCCUGCCAGGCUCGGCCAGCCAAUGAGGAAGACCUCCGCGAGCUGAUGAAGGAGGUGAUCGAGGAUGAACUCGAGGAGGAACUGCUGGCGAAACUGGAAGAACUGGAAGGAGAAAAGAACAAUAUGAGGCCCCAAUGGGAAUAUAAACCGCCACAUCCUGAGGGCCAACAACCAGAGGGUGGUAAAAGACCGCCACGCCCCGAGGAGGGAAGUGGAGAUGCUUGGGAUGGUCCUGAAGAGCGUGAGCUAAGACAGGAUGAAGAGGGUAAAAGAAAAGAAGAAACAGAAGAUGGGCGCAAGCCACGCCCACCUAAGGCGGACAAGCCUCUUCCCCCUGAUGGUGAUGAAAGACCACGCCCUGAGGAAGGCAGUGGAGAUGAUUGGGAUGGUCCAGAGGAGCGUGAGUUGAGAGAGGAUGAAGAGGGUAAAGGAGAAGAGAAGGGAGGAAAAGAAGAUGGGCGCAAGCCACGCCCACCUAAGGCGGACAAGCCUCUUCCCACUGAUGGUGAUAAAAGACCACGCCCGGAGGAAGGCAGUGGAGAUGAUUGGGAUGGUCCAGAGGAGCGUGAGUUGAGAGAGGAUGAAGAGGGUAAAGGAGAAAAGAAGGGAGGAAAAGAAGAUGGGCGCAAGCCACGCCCACCUAAGGGGGACAAGCCUCUUCCCCCUGAUGGUGAUAAAAGACCACGCCCCGAGGAAGGCAGUGGAGAUGAUUGGGAUGGUCCCGAAGAGCGUGAGUUGAGAGAAGAUGAAGAGGGUAAAGGAAAAGAGAAGGGAGGAAAAGAAGAUGGGCACAAGCCACGCCCACCUAAGGGGGACAAGCCUCUUCCCCCUGAUGGUGAUGAAAAACCACGCCCUGACGAAGGUAGUGGAGAUGACUGGGAUGGUCCCGAAGAGCGUGAGUUGAGACAGGAUGAAGAGGGUAAAGGAAAAGAGAAGGGAGGAAAAGAAGAUGGGCGCAAGCCACGCCCACCUAAGGGGGACAAGCCUCUUCCCCCUGAUGGUGAUAAAAGACCACGCCCCGAGGAAGGUAGUGGAGAUGAUUGGGAUGGUCCAGAGGAGCGUGAGUUGAGAGAGGAUGAAGAGGGUAAAGGAAAAGAGAAGAGAGGAAAAGAAGAUGGGCGCAAGCCACGCCCACCUAAGGGGGACAAGCCUCUUCCCCCUGAUGGUGAUGAAAGACCACGCCCUGAGGAAGGUAGUGGAGAUGACUGGGAUGGUCCCAAAGAGCGUGAGUUAAGAGAAGAUGAAGAGGGUAAAAGAAAAGAGAAGGGAGGAAAAGAAGAUGGGCGCAAGCCACGCCCACCUAAGGGGGACAAACCUCUUCCCCCUGAUGGUGAUGAAAGACCACGCCCUGAGGAAGGUAGUGGAGAUGAUUGGGAUGGUCCCGAAGAGCGUGAGUUGAGAGAAGAUGAAGAGGGUAAGGAAAAAGGACAACAGGAAAAGUGGGAAAAAGAGUUGGAAAAGUGGGAAAAGGAGUGGAAAGAGAAAGAGGAGGGGCGAAGGCCACGUCCUCCUAAGGGGGACAAACCCCCUCCAGAUGGUAGCGACAGACCACGCCCUGAAGAGGGGAGCGGGGAUCUUCCAGAUGAAAUCCAGGAGGAUGACAUGCUUGCUCUCCUAGGGGAGCGUGGACUGACCAAGGAUAAAAGCGCGGAUAAGAAAGGGAAGGAUGGACGCAAGCCACGCCCCAAAGAGGGAAAUGAAAAACUUCCCGAGGAUGCCAGAGAGAAGCGCAUGCUCGUUCGCUUGUACCAUUACCUCCAGAACCAAUAGACCAUGAUGGACUAAACUGGAUUGAAUUAGUGUGAUGUUUAUUAAUGCUUUAGUUAGCUCCUGUCAACUAUUAAUUAACGGGGACAUACAAUCUAUACUUAAAGCAUAAUCCUACCUAAAAGGAAAAGAAUUAACCCUCAGUAAUAGCGAGUGUCUUAUGAACUGGCUCCAAAAAGGAGUGACAAGUAUCCAAAAGAAGGAGAGAAAUAAAGGAAAACCUGCUUGGCCCCCCGUAUUUUCUUGGGAAAGUAGAAAUUUAACCUUUUGGGAGUGUUUUUCAAACUUUUGGAGUGGUUUUUAUGCGAGACUCUCUAUUUAGAGAAUAAGUUUUCACUCCUCUGCAUUUAGAGAAUGUACUUACAACUAUCAAAUUCUUAUUUUAUUAUUUGCUUUGAAUUUUAUUGGGUAAUUUUUCUAUUACUUUGGAGUUUAAUUUUUGUACAACCAACUUCCCAUAUUACUAGAAAUACUGUGAUCCUCUUUUGACAUGAGCACAAAAACCGAUGAUUCUGUCACAUUCUGAUUUGAAUUUCUCUUAUAAAAUUAGAGAGUGACUCAUUGUUUUGAAGUGCAUAUCAAAAACCCAACAAUAUUAAUCCUAUCUCAGGAACGCUUUCCGAUAAUGCAAUUUGGGGGGCCCCUCCGGUACAUAAUUUGAAUAGUACUAUAUUACAUCACCAAACAGUCAACUAAGAUAUCUAGAAACGUAUUGACAGUAUUUUAAAUGUUAAAACUGCACUUUAGAACACACCUAUCCCGAAUAAGAUACAAAAAUAAAAACACUUUUCAUACAUUGGAAAAGUGUAUAAUGUUACACAAAACCGAAUACAGAUACUUAUAUCUCAUCGUCCCUCACAGAAAGAGUUCCUUUUAAGGCAUUAAAACCACAUAAAAUGUUAACAUGUUUUCAAAUUUAACCAGCUUUAAAGAGUGUGUUGCACUCGAGGUUUUUACGAAAAAGUAGUGAAAAAAGUUGUUCGUAUUGUUUCAAGUUAGGCUUACAGUUUGCUGCGCUUAAAGUCUUCAGUUAUAUCUGUAUCUUCCUUUAACCGUUUCAUUAAUGGAAGCCACUUUUAACUGUAAGUUAUAGCUCAACAUAAGGCACUCUAUUUAUUUUGGCCAACAACUAGAUCAAUGAAGAAACUUAGUUUCAUACGGAAGCAUUGUCUAAGCACCUUUAAAUUUCUGUUAUAUUUAAACAAAUUACGGAGGGUAUUCUAUUCUAUAUCUUUCAUAAAUGUCAUCUGUCUCUUUUUUGCAAAUGUAUCAACUUUUCAUUAUUUCGUUCAAUUCUCUGUUUUUCUUGUUUCAAUUUCAGGGAAAAGGUUUUAUUUGAAAUCAAGCAUUUACGAGAUCCACACAAAUCCCUUAAACGUUUAAAAGCAGUCAGCAUCUUAUUUUUUCUAUUACAAACAUGUUUUCAGAAAUUACAACAUCAGCCUCACGGCUGUUUUAUAUUCUAGGUCCCUUCCUUAAAACUGUUACAAGGACAGUAACAAAGAAUCCGAGUCACCAAAAACCUAUCAGGUACAUCUUUUUAUACAUGUUUAAAAGUUUAAAACUAUCAAAUGAUGGACUACAGAGGGUUUGCAUAAGUGCCGUCUUGCAGGCCAAUGCUUUUGCUCAACAGGAUAUGCACAGACUGAGGAGGUUUCCCUGUGGAGGAAAAGAAUUGCCCUACAAGAUGGCUACCCUGCAAAGCCUCUGUUUUGAAAAUACAUGGGCAAAUUAUUCCAGAUCACACCCUGGAAUAUUUGUAGCAUAGUUUUACGCACUCGAAGUUUGGUUUGGGUAAAACAACAUUGAAGGCAUCAGCCCGAAACACGUAGUCUCAACUUACUUUAAGGUUACAAUAAAAAGUUUAGUGUUGAAUUCA
This is a messenger RNA of Acanthaster planci (crown-of-thorns starfish), 3934 nucleotides long. RefSeq lists its product as uncharacterized. The record is from RefSeq and is a predicted model, not a curated record. Lineage: Eukaryota; Metazoa; Echinodermata; Asteroidea; Valvatida; Acanthasteridae.